Molecule: messenger RNA, 3170 nt
Organism: Cladophialophora immunda
Lineage: Eukaryota; Fungi; Ascomycota; Eurotiomycetes; Chaetothyriales; Herpotrichiellaceae
Product: elongation factor 2
Exons: 7
Coding region: 294-2825 (843 amino acids)
Biological process (GO): translational elongation
Cellular component (GO): cytosol; ribonucleoprotein complex
Molecular function (GO): GTP binding; GTPase activity; translation elongation factor activity
Source: RefSeq, a predicted model, not a curated record
CGUGAAAGCUUGCUUGGCAAAUUGCCGCACUCGACUCUCGCAUUUCUAACCACCAAGAUUUUCUCAUAUCAUCCCAACCCCUCCCUCACCCUCUUCCCUUCGAGUUCUCCCUCGCAAACACGCGGCUCAAACAGCUGCAACUUCCAUCCUUCUUCAUCUAUACCAGCGCAGGUUCUCGCCCCGUAUUUUGGCAGAUCGAGCGAGCUCUCGAUUUUGCAUCAGUACUUCUCAAAAGCUCAAGGGAGCGCACUAUUCAGCCGUUGUAGGGCAGUUCAACAUCAAAAACCACCAAAAUGGUCAACUUCACGAUCGAAGAGAUCCGCGCUUUGAUGGACAAGCCGGCGAACAUUCGCAACAUGUCUGUCAUUGCUCACGUCGAUCACGGAAAAUCCACCUUGACCGAUUCUCUCGUCCAGCGGGCCGGUAUUAUUUCUGCGGCAAAGGCAGGCGAAGCUCGGUUUACAGACACGAGAAAAGACGAGCAGGAGCGUGGUAUCACUAUCAAAUCCACUGCCAUUUCCCUGUAUGCCCAUCUUCCGGAUGAAGAAUCCUUGAAGGAUAUUCCCCAGAAAGUUGACGGUAACGAAUUCUUGAUCAAUUUGAUCGAUUCGCCCGGUCACGUCGACUUCUCGUCCGAGGUCACGGCCGCUCUCCGAGUCACCGAUGGUGCCUUGGUGGUCGUCGACACAAUCGAAGGUGUGUGCGUUCAGACCGAGACUGUGCUCCGACAGGCUCUGGGUGAGCGUAUCAAGCCCGUCGUCAUCAUCAACAAGGUCGACCGUGCUCUCCUUGAGUUGCAACUCCAGAAGGAAGAUCUGUACCAGUCCUUCCUUCGUACCAUCGAGUCGGUCAACGUCAUCAUUUCCACCUACCUCGACAAGGCCCUGGGUGAUGUCCAAGUCUUCCCCGAGAAGGGUACCGUUGCGUUCGGUUCCGGACUCCACGGUUGGGCAUUCACCAUACGGCAAUUCGCCGUCCGGUAUGCCAAGAAAUUCGGCGUUGACAAGAACAAGAUGAUGGAACGUCUCUGGGGCGACAACUACUUCAACCCUAAGACCAAGAAAUGGACCAAGGUCGCCGAGCACGAGGGCAAGACCCUUGAGCGUGCUUUCAACCAAUUCAUCCUGGACCCCAUCUUCAAGAUCUUUGAUGCAUUCCAGAAGGGAAAGGUUGACCAACUCGUUGAGCUGUGCGCCAAGCUCGAGAUCAAGAUCACCAGCGAAGAGAAGGAACUUCCUGGCAAGGGUCUUCUCAAGGCUGCCAUGAAGAAGUUCUUGCCGGCUGCUGAUGCUCUCCUCGAAAUGAUGGUCAUCCACCUGCCAUCCCCUGUCACCGCUCAGAAAUACCGAGCCGAGACCUUGUACGAGGGCCCAGCUGAUGAUCCAUCUUGCAUUGCGAUCCGCGACUGCGAUCCUCACGCCGAUCUCAUGCUCUACGUUUCCAAGAUGGUGCCAACUUCCGAUAAAGGCCGUUUCUAUGCGUUCGGUCGUGUCUUCGCUGGUACCGUCCGAUCCGGCAUGAAGGUCCGUAUCCAAGGCCCUAACUAUGUCCCUGGCAAGAAGGACGAUCUGUUCAUCAAGUCCAUCCAACGUACGGUCCUGAUGAUGGGUCGUACCGUCGAACCCAUUGAUGAUAUGCCAGCUGGCAACAUCAUUGGUCUGGUCGGUAUCGAUCAGUUCUUACUCAAGUCUGGUACUCUCACCACCUCCGAAACCGCCCACAACUUGAAGGUCAUGAAGUUCUCCGUUUCCCCCGUCGUGCGUCGAUCGGUCGAAGUCAAGAAUGCCAACGACUUGCCCAAACUCGUCGAAGGUCUCAAGCGAUUGUCCAAGUCUGAUCCUUGCGUCUUGACCCAAAUCUCGGAGUCCGGUGAGCACAUUGUUGCUGGUGCCGGCGAGCUUCACUUGGAAAUUUGCUUGAAGGAUCUGGAAGAAGACCACGCCGGUGUUCCUCUCAAGAUCAGCGACCCCGUCGUCUCUUACCGUGAAACUGUUGGCGGUACCUCUAGCAUGACUGCGCUGUCCAAAUCACCCAACAAGCACAACCGUCUCUAUGUUAUCGCCGAACCUCUUGGAGAGGAAGUCUCCAAGGACAUUGAGAACGGCAAGAUUACGCCUCGCGACGAUUUCAAGGCUCGUGCCCGUAUCCUGGCCGAUGAGCACGGUUGGGAUGUCACCGAUGCCCGUAAGAUCUGGGCGUUCGGCCCCGAUACUACCGGUGCCAACUUGUUGGUUGACCAGACCAAGGCCGUCCAGUACCUCAACGAAAUCAAGGAUUCUUUCGUGUCCGGUUUCCAGUGGGCAACCCGUGAAGGUCCCAUUGCCGAGGAAGCCAUGCGCUCCAUUCGCUUCAACAUCAUGGAUGUGACUCUCCACGCUGAUGCCAUUCACCGUGGAGGUGGCCAGAUCAUCCCUACCGCUCGACGUGUACUCUAUGCUGCUACCCUGCUUGCUGAUCCCGGUCUUCUCGAGCCCGUCUACCUCGUGGAAAUUCAGGUUCCGGAACAAGCCAUGGGCGGCAUCUACGGUGUCCUUACCCGCAGAAGAGGUCACGUCUUCUCCGAAGAGCAACGUGUCGGCACCCCACUGUUCACCGUCAAGGCAUAUCUUCCCGUCUUGGAGUCGUUCGGUUUCAAUGCUGAUCUGCGCGCUGCUACUGGCGGUCAAGCAUUCCCUCAAUCCGUCUUCGAUCACUGGCAAAUCCUUCCUGGUGGUUCGCCACUUGAUUCCACCACCAUGGUUGGCAAGAUUGUCAUGGAAAUGCGCAAGAGGAAGGGUCUCAAGGAGCAAGUUCCGGGCUAUGACAACUACUAUGACAAGUUGUAGAGCACUCGGCGUGAAGGCACUAAUAGACAAGACCAUGACUUUACGAAUUGCAUACACGAGUUUAUGGUCCCGAAGCAUUGUAUGACAACAACCUCCAAAAAGCAUAUUUGCACGUAACGAGAUGCUGGAGGCAGGAAGGGGAACUGAAGAAGAAAUCAAGCGGAUGAAAUGGAUGUUGUAUGAGGGUGGAUGAUGGAGCCUGUCAAUCCUGAUCCUCCAUGGGCAACGUUUUACCGUCUAUGUCUAUUCCCUCGAACAUGGAUAGAUAAAUGCGUCGGCCUCUUGCCAGUUGCAGUGAUAGAAAACCUCCCUGCAGGUAGAACAGAAUGAAUGUUUUUGAUGAAA